Molecule: messenger RNA, 3096 nt
Organism: Erpetoichthys calabaricus (reedfish)
Lineage: Eukaryota; Metazoa; Chordata; Cladistia; Polypteriformes; Polypteridae
Product: zinc finger protein 569-like
Exons: 4
Coding region: 271-3096 (941 amino acids)
Source: RefSeq, a predicted model, not a curated record
CUUUGCACUUGGGAUUCCAUUUCAAUCCGAAUGAACCCAUCCUCGAUAAAGUGAAAGUACUGAUGGUUGAUCUCACCUCUAAGUGUUUGUCUUUCUUAGAAAUGCACCUCUUGUUUCCAUGUUUGUAUUUCUGCAGCUUCACAAGACAAUGGCAGCUUCUCCUUAUCUUCAUUGGCUCAGACGGCUCUUCAGUGCACAUCACAACAUGCAACAAAAGAAGAAAAUUUAAAGAAACUUACAUCUGGAUCGGAGCAUGAGACAUCAGAUUCUAUGCACAAUGAUUCUCGACUGGUAAUGAAACUAACGACACUAAGUGCCAUCACCAGUCAAUUCAAUUCAGACUCAAACAGUGUCCACCAUGAGCAGACAAAAAGGUUUAAAAGCAGCUCUCAAUCCAGGGAUGGUAAUCAGAGUCAAACACAGCAGAAGGUGUACCAGUGUUCUGAAUGUGGCAAGCAGUUCAGAUACAAAAACAGCAUUUACAAUCACAGAAAGAUUCACAGUGGAGAGAAGCCAUAUUGCUGUUCUGAAUGUGGCAAACGAUUUACACAAAUGAGCAGUCUCUACUCCCACAAAAAACUUCACACUGGAGAGAAACCAUAUUGCUGUUCUGAAUGUGGCAAACGAUUUACACAAAUGAGCAAUCUCCGCUCCCACAAAAGACUUCACACUGGAGAGAAGCCAUAUUGCUGUUCUGAAUGUGGCAAGCAGUUCAGACACAAAAGAAGCAUUUACAAUCACAGAGAGAUUCACAGUGGAGAGAAGCCAUAUUGCUGUUCUGAAUGUGGCAAACGAUUUACACGAAUGAGCAGUCUCUACUCCCACAAAAAACUUCACACUGGAGAGAAACCAUAUUGCUGUUCUGAAUGUGGCAAGCAGUUCACACACAGAAACAGCAUUUACUAUCACAGAAAGAUUCACAGUGGAGAGAAGCCAUAUUGCUGUUCUGAAUGUGCCAAACGAUUUACACGAAUGAGCAGUCUCCGCUCCCAUGAAAGACUUCACACUGGAGAGAAGCCAUAUGUUUGUUCUGAAUGUGGAAAAUCAUUCACCAGCAGUAGCGCUCAUCAAAAGCACAAAAAACAAGGCCACUAUCUCAAGUUGUCCAGUAUGGAGAAGGUGUGUCCAGCUGUCCAGGAACCUCAACAUGUAAAAUAUGAACAAGGUGUUUCAGAAGAAGUGUGUAAGGAUGUGGAAAUGUCAAAACCCACACUGCACCGGAGCCUCCUUUUGACGCAUGGCCUAAAUGUUAAAGAAGAGGACUGUAAGUGGGAGUCUGAAUAUCUUGGACAGGAGAGUGUCUGCAUGAAAGAGGGGGAGAAGGUGGAUUGUGAUAGUGGACCUAUGGACUUUACAACAGACUCUGAGCUGAUGUCUUCCAGCGCUGAUGUACCAAAACACAAAACUGUCAACAGUAUAAAGGAGGAGCACCUCGAACAGGAGAAUGACUGGCAGUGUUUUGAUCCAGAUGAAGAGACUCCCAGAGUAGGAUUCACCUCCAGUAGACACUCCUCCAUACAGCAACAUUCUGUCCAGGUGAAGUUGGAAUCUUUGGAAUUAGACAUAACAAAGACUGCCAAAGUGGUGGGCUCAAGUCCUUUUGGAGAAGCUUUACAAGACAAUGGCAGCCUCUUCUUAUCAUCAUUGGCUCAGACGGCUCUUCAGUGCAAGUCACAACAGACAGCAAAUGAUGAAAAUAUAAUGACAUUUGGAUCAGAGAAUGUGAUAAAAGCCUCUUUUCCAGUGACUUCUCAACUUCAAACACAUAAUUCAGAUUCAGCCACUGUCCACCAGGAGAGGAAAAACAGGUUUAAAACCAAAUCUAAAUCCAAAAAUGAAUGUGGAAAAGGAUAUGGCAGCAGUGGUGGCCUUCAGUACCACAGAAGAAUUCACACUGGAGAGAAACUGUAUUGUUGUUCUGAUUGUAGUGAACAAUUCAACACCAGCAGCGGCCUUCAGCAUCAUAUUAGAAUUCACAUUGGAGAGAAGCCAUAUUGUUGUUCUGAAUAUGGCAAGCAUUUCCCACAAUUGAAGAGUCUUCAGAACGACAAACAAAUUCACACUGGAGAGAGGCUAUAUAAUUGUUCUGAAUGCAGCAAACGAUUCACCACCAAACACAACCUUCAGAACCACAAAAAAAUUCACAGUGGACCCCAAAAGAAUUCAUACUUCUGUUCUGAAUGUGACAAAAAAUUUACCACCAGCAACGGCCUUAAGCUACACAGGAGAACUCAUACUGGAGAGAAGGCAUAUUGUUGUUCUGAUUGUGGAAAAGGAUUCAACUACCACAGCAGUUUUCAGUACCAUAGAAGAAUUCACACUGGAGAAAAACCGUUUUACUGUUCAGAAUGUGGAAAAAGCUUCAUUGGCAAGAGCAGCCUUCAGUCUCAUAGCAGAAUUCACACUGAAGAGAAGCCAUAUCGUUGCUCUGAAUGUGGAAAAGGAUUCACGUACAAGAGCAGCCUUCAAAAGCACAGCAGAAUACACACUGGAGAUAAGCCAUAUGUUUGCUCUGAAUGUGGUACACAAUUUUCACAAAUUGGUGUUCUUCAGGCCCACAUAAGGACUCAUACAGGAGAGAAGCCGUAUUGUUGUUCUGAAUGUGACAAACGAUUUUCACAAAUGGCUUCUCUUCAGAUGCACAUGAGAAUUCACACUGGAGAGAAGUCAUAUGGUUGCUCUGAAUGUGGGAAAAGAUUCUCCUACAAGAGUAGCCUUCAGACUCACGGAAGAGUUCACACUGGAGAGAAGCCAUAUGUUUUUUCUGAAUGUGGUAGACAAUUUUCACAAGUGGGUGGUCUUCAGUCCCACACAAGGACUCAUACUGGAGAAAAGCCAUAUGGCUGUCCUGUUUGUGGCAAGCAAUUUUCACGAGUGGCUUCUCUUCAGAUACACACAAGAAUUCACACUGGAGAGAAGCCGUAUGGUUGUUCUGAAUGUGGAAAAUGGUUUACCACCAGUAGUUAUCUUCAAAAACACAAAAGAUUUCAUAAGAAUGGAGACAACAGGGACAAUACAAGUACUAUGCCAAGUCCUAGCACCAAAUAUCAGAGAAUGACAAAAGUAGAAGUGCAAAAAUCACUACACAAUCCAUGA